CCGUCAGCCAGUCGACAACCCGAUGUCGACCGUGACCGUCUUCGUCAAGUCUCCCGACACCCGCUCAGAGCGGCGCUACGACCUCCACACGACCAUCGGCCAGCUCAAGCCGAAGCUUGAGCUUAUCACUGGUAUACCGGUGGCGAAUCAGCUGAUCCAGCUGCUCAAUACGGAGGAGGACACGAGCCCCGUGAACGUACUCUCUGAGGACGACAAGCCCCUCGGCUAUUACAGUGUCCGCGACUUCCAAGUGCUCAAUGUUAUCGACACGAAUCCCUCCACGUCCUGGACAGGGCAAUUAGGCGAUCCGUCUCAGGUAGAAAAAUUCGAGCUGACGGAGGAAGAAUACGCGCAGAGACGAGAUUCGGUCCUGGCUUACAAGCAAGCGCACAAGAUCGGCCGCUUCGCCCCCAAGGCUGCCGAGCAGCACGAACAGGUCCACAUCGCGCCCAUCAACAUCCCCGUCGGCGCGCGCUGCGAGGUUGAAUCCAGCGAACAAGGCCUGCACAAGCGCGGCACCGUCCGCUUCGUGGGUCCCACACAGUUUUCCAAAACCGGUGUAUGGGUCGGGAUCGAAUACGACGAGCCGCUGGGCAAGAACGAUGGAUCGGUGCAAGGCGUGCGAUAUUUUGAAUGCAAGCCCAAUUACGGCGUGUUCGUUCGACCGGAAAAGGUUACCGUUGGUGACUUCCCGGAGGAGGACAUAGAGCUGGAGGAGAUGUGACGACCCGCCACCAAAUCGCACAUUCUAAGUGCCACAUCAAACAAGAAUGUAUCAUAGGACAUCGUCAUGUUGUGCACUUCCCCGCUUCGCCCACCUUGUGAUGAUGAGAUAGAAAGAUCAACGGACACGAAUAUAACAGAUACUGGUCAUCACGGCUCAGCUAUGAGUUCCUGCAAGCUUCACCGCACCCCGGUUAUACACUGCUGUCCACUUCGCCCCCUCCUUGCCCUCCUUCACCGCCUCGGCAACGGGAGGCAGUCCUGCGCUGCCCAGCUCGCCCGCGAUGCGGAUGCUCUUCGCGAGCUGCGCCACUGGGAUCUGCGUGCGCGAGCUGAUGAUGGAGAACAAGCCGAGCCCCUUGGAGAUGAACUCUGCGACUGCCUCUGCCGGCCGCGAGUCGCCGCGUUCCGCGUGCGUGAGUAAGCCGGGCUUGAAGAUGAUCGUAUCGUCGUAUCCGAGAGCGGCGAGCCCUUCCUCCGUUAGACCUUUACUCUUCGGGUACAGGAACGGGGACGAGGAGGAGGAACCGGCGGAGGAGAGGUAAAUGAGGCGCUGCGGUGUAUCGACUUUGGCGGCUUUCGCGGCAUUGAGGACGUAUUCUCUGUCGAUCUUCUCGAACGCUUCCGCGCUGCCCGCUGCUUUUCUCGUCGUUCCCAACGUGAUGAACACCACGUCCCACUUGCCCUCCGCCAACCCCGCCUGGGCGAUGUUCUCAAAGUCGAUCGCCUUCUGCUCAAGCUUCUCCUUCCCGGUUUCGAGCUUGUCGAGCGGCGUCACCCGCCGGCCGUACUCCCCCACACGCGUGAAUUGCGGCGAGUUCAGGAGCUCCUUCAAGAGGUGCUUGCCGGUCGCCCCGGUCGCGCCGAUGAGGAGCGCAGACUUGCAAAGACAAGUGUUCGGAUAGCACGAGCACGCGUGCUUGAGCGAGC
Punctularia strigosozonata HHB-11173 SS5 is the source of this 1653-nucleotide messenger RNA. RefSeq lists its product as uncharacterized. The transcript has 11 exons. Gene Ontology annotation, molecular function: microtubule plus-end binding; alpha-tubulin binding. Lineage: Eukaryota; Fungi; Basidiomycota; Agaricomycetes; Corticiales; Punctulariaceae. Gene Ontology annotation, cellular component: nucleus; microtubule plus-end; cytoplasm. Gene Ontology annotation, biological process: cytoplasmic microtubule organization; post-chaperonin tubulin folding pathway; tubulin complex assembly. Bases 23 to 724 code for a protein of 233 amino acids. The record is from RefSeq and is a predicted model, not a curated record.